UUUAUAUAUAAAAAGAGAAAUGCAAAACCCUAAACCAAGAUUUCGCACAGACGACGGCCUGCUUUCGCUAAAACCCACUCGGAAUCCGAGAAGCCAUGGAAGAAGAAGAUCUCAGAAAGCCGACUUCUGUCACCAUAGCGACCGAAUUUCCCCACAACGAUAACGUUUCAGCUACACAGGUCGAAGACGAUGACGACCCCCCAAUGUUAAGCUCCCAGACUUUGGCGGCGCUCCAGGAAUUCCUAGCCGACCAGAACAGAUCCGACGCAACCGCGGAGCCGGAGAAGUCGGGAGGCGGCGGAGAAGAUUCCGACGAGGUAUCGUUGGUGUCGGAGGAUUGGCGAUUGAGUCAGUUCUGGUACGAGCCAGAUACCGCAGAGACUGUCGCAGAGGAAGUCCUCGCUCUCUCGAGUAGAUUCUCCGGUUGCCGAAUCGCUUGCAUCGCUUGCCCAACGCUUUACGUUUACCUCAAGAAGAGGGAUCCGAGUCUCCGGGUGCAAUUGCUGGAAUAUGAUAAGAGAUUCGAGAGAUACGGAAACGAGUUCACGUUUUAUGAUUAUAAUGAACCAGAAGAUAUGCCAUUAGAGCUCAAACAUAGCUUCCAUGUUAUCGUUGCAGAUCCUCCUUACCUGAGUAAGGAGUGUCUGGAAAAAGUAAGUCAAACAGUUUCAUUCCUCGUGAGACCCGUGGAUUCUUUGUUGCUUCUUCUCACAGGAGAGGUGCAGAGAGAGCGUGCUGCUGAGCUAUUGGGUGUUCGCCCGUGCGUAUUCCGGCCACAACACUCUAGCAAACUCGGAAACGCAUUUCGGGUAUUUACGAGCUACAAUCCCGGAACCGGGUUAGGGGGCUGGGAAGAAGAAGCCAAAUGACCUAGUAAUAGUCCCAUUUGGCAUUGGUUAUCAAGCCCGUGCCUGUCUGUUGCUGCCUCCUCUGAUGAGCCUUGUCAAGCUUUCUAGUGGGGCAUCUCCGUUGUUCUCUGUAACUUUGUUGCAAGGCCAAGUCUUAGUAGAUGAUCUCGGUGGUCUAUAUAUGACAAUUUAACAAGAACUUCCAUCGUACUUCAAUUUUUUAUUUAAUAUCUAAUUCCAUGUAUUCUUUUUA
Molecule: messenger RNA, 1101 nt
Organism: Tarenaya hassleriana
Lineage: Eukaryota; Viridiplantae; Streptophyta; Magnoliopsida; Brassicales; Cleomaceae
Product: protein-lysine N-methyltransferase N6amt2
Exons: 5
Coding region: 96-869 (257 amino acids)
Biological process (GO): methylation
Molecular function (GO): protein-lysine N-methyltransferase activity; nucleic acid binding
Source: RefSeq, a predicted model, not a curated record